CUUUCAACCCACACAUCACCAUUCGGAAUCUAGUCAGGGUUGGAUAACGCCGUUCAACGUUACCAUUGACUUACCUAUUCCACCCAGUUUGUCCGAUCUGUCUUAGAAGCGAUUGCCUGAUGUUUCGAUAUUAUUACAUUCACCUAAAAUUAUCAUGCUACACGCACGUUCGCGCAUAUUUUACGCGUGUUUUCGCCGUCCCUUACCUGCAUAAGUCGAUACAAGUCGAUACAUUCAGAUGUCCUACCCACUACAGUCCACCAGUCCACUAACCUACAGCGGUACCCAAUGAACAUCCCUGUAACUGUAACGUUUCUACGUUUCUAGAAAUCUACAGCCGCUGAUUCGGCACUUCGUUCUGACUCUUACCCUCUUGGAAUCAAGUCACUUGAAACUGCCUACGCAGCUACGAACAUGAUGAACAUAUAUACAGACACCAGUACCAUAGGGUAGUCUCGAUUCGAAGCUGAUUUUCGCAAACUUUCCUUCAAACAAAUCUUGAAAUAUAGGUACCUACCUAAUUCUAUCCUUUAUCCUCUAUUAGAGAGCAUACGUACCUCCUUCUUUUAGUAUCUGUGCUCCGUCCAAAAUCGUCUAAAUAUACCCCAUCUCAUUCUCACGAUCACGACUUGUCAACUUAUCGUAGAUAUGACCUCGACGUCAUCACGAAGUCGUCCUACUACCUGACUAACACAUUAUCGCGUUUUAUACCCAACGACACAGAAAUUAGAUAAUGGGCAUGCCAAUCGCAACUAUGAAAUCCAGCGUUCAAGACUUUCUUGAGCCCCUCUCCGUUGAUGAGGCAAAGGCGCAUGCAUUAUCACUUGAGUUCUACCGAACAUUUCAGAACCUAUCUGCCAAUUCGUUAAACCAAUUCCUCCCGACCCCGAUAUCUGAGUCAAUAUUACGGCCCACCGCAGGUAGAGAAAAGGGACGAUAUUUAGCUAUUGAUAUUGGUGGUACUAACUUAAGGGUUGGCUUUAUUGAGCUACUCGGGAACGAAAAGGUCGUCAAUGGUGGUAGUACCAAUGGAGACUUGGAGACUUCAAACGGAGAACCGACGUCCAACAUUCGUCGAUUACUUGAGAAAUCCUGGCCGAUCUCAGAUGUACUUAAAAAUGAGAAUGCCGAUUCGCUGUUCAGAUGGAUCGGGGCUUGCAUUGCAAGAGUUGUACGAGAAGGCUGUCGGGAAUUUAACCUGCCUCGCGACCAGGAACUUCCUAUGGGGGUUACGUUCAGUUUUCCAAUGGUACAGGAGACCUUAGCGGAUGCAACACUGAUGGCAAUGGGAAAAGGAUUCGCUAUCACCUCUAGGCUACACCUUGGGACUCAUUUAGUGAAUGGGUAUGAGAUGUCCAAAACUCCAGACUUGCCUCCUAUCAGAGUCGCAGCCAUCCUAAACGACUCGGUUGCGACAUUGGUCUCCUUCAUAUACCAAUCUAAAGAAGAUGAAACUCACAAGGCGGCAAUGGGACUUAUCUGCGGCACUGGUAGCAACGCGACGAUACCUCUUAAGAGGAGCACUCUUCACAAGGACAAGCAACCCGGGAAAGUCAAAGUCCUGGAUGAAAGUUCAAGCGAUGACAUGAAAAUCGCUGUUAAUACCGAAUGGAGUAUUAACGGAACAGCACCAGCCCUACGAAAGUUUGACCUGAUCAGCCAAUGGGAUACUCAGCUCGACUCUGAAGGCGAGGCGCCUGGGUUUCAACCCCUUGAAUACAUGACGGCGGGACGAUACCUGGGCGAGCUUGGGCGACUAAUGUUACUAGACUACCUCGAGAACCACCUAGAUAUCCCUUCGGAUGCUUUGCCUUCGGGGCUUUUAACACGCUUUGGCCUUACAACUACCUUUCUUAGUCAUUUCCGCCCUCCAGUUGCGGAAAUACUAAUGGAGAAGCUGGAGGCCGAGUUUCCGGAAUCGACUGCUAAGGCACCUUUCCGGUGGACGGAAGAAAUCGCGGAUGUUUUACAUAGGAUAGCUAAGGCUAUUGAAGUCAGGGCGGCCGCUAUUAUUGCGGCGGCCAUAAUUGGAUUGCUCGCUUGUGCGGGAGAUAUUCCUAUUCGAAAUUCACUCCAAGAUAAGACCAACAACCACACCGUUAAAACGAAGCAACAAUCUAAAGUAGAGUUGAUUGUCGGAUACACGGGUGGGUGCAUCGUCCAUUUUCAGGAUUACUUAGCAGAUUGCCAAAAGUUUCUCGACUCGAUAAUCCAAGCCGAGUUUGGAGACGCUGCUCCCGUAAGGGUCGUCAUGAGCCCUUGUCACGACGGGGGAAUCACUGGGGCAGGUGUAUUAUGUGGUGCCUCUGAAGCGAAGUCCAAGGACGUUGACGUCUAGGAUUUUCACAUGAUAAUAUAGACUAGGGAUGUUCCGGAGUUUGGAGAGGCAUACGUUCACACUACCAUGGAAAGGAACAUGAUCAUGAGUGCUGCAUAUCAUAGUAGCAGCACAUGUAUACUCUUAUGAUAACUAGACAAUCGGAUGACGCUAGAAAUGAUAUUACUCAUAUUUACGUUUUAA
Daldinia vernicosa is the source of this 2521-nucleotide messenger RNA. RefSeq names its product hexokinase-7. Gene Ontology annotation, molecular function: mannokinase activity; glucokinase activity; D-glucose binding. The record is from RefSeq and is a predicted model, not a curated record. The transcript is spliced from 3 exons. Gene Ontology annotation, biological process: glucose 6-phosphate metabolic process; glycolytic process; intracellular glucose homeostasis. The coding region runs from base 734 to 2338 and encodes 534 amino acids. Gene Ontology annotation, cellular component: mitochondrion; cytosol. Lineage: Eukaryota; Fungi; Ascomycota; Sordariomycetes; Xylariales; Hypoxylaceae.